This is a messenger RNA of Tripterygium wilfordii, 2705 nucleotides long. RefSeq names its product probable leucine-rich repeat receptor-like protein kinase At5g63930. Bases 335 to 2374 code for a protein of 679 amino acids. Gene Ontology annotation, molecular function: protein kinase activity; receptor serine/threonine kinase binding; ATP binding. Gene Ontology annotation, biological process: protein phosphorylation. The record is from RefSeq and is a predicted model, not a curated record. The transcript is spliced from 4 exons. NCBI's taxonomy places the organism in Eukaryota, Viridiplantae, Streptophyta, Magnoliopsida, Celastrales, Celastraceae.
AUAAUAACCACUCACCAACAGACUAUCCUCCCCCGUCCCCACUCAGCUUCACUUUACAAACCAACUAAGUGGUCAAGCAUAAUCUCUCUCUCCCCCUUUCCUUGCACCAGAAAUUCCAAUAAUAUGCAAUUGAGCCUCCACCAAGUCCCCCUGCUCAUUACUGAUUUCUGAAAGCAGCAGCAAUACAGACACUGCAACAUUGUCUCUAUCUCUUUGUCCCAGUGAAAGGGGAAAGAGCAGUACUAACUACAAAGGAGAAUCCGUGACUAAAAUACUUCAAAACUGUAGUCAAGAGAAGAGAAAGAGUCUUGUUUAUAUCAUCUCUAUCUAAUAGAUGGGUUUAAGGCUAUUUCUUUUCACUCUGCUCUUCUUCUUCACAAACCCAAGGUGGGUCUGUCCAAGCACAGAACUGAGAGUACUCAUGGACAUGAAAGCAGCUUUGGACCCAGAAGAUCUGUUGCUCUCUUCGUGGACCAUCAAUGGCAACCCAUGUGAUGGUUCAUUUGAAGGAGUAGCCUGUGACGAGAAGGGUCAAGUGGCCAACAUUUCACUGCAGGGGAAGGGGCUCUCUGGCAAGGUCUCCCCUGCUAUUGCAGGAUUCAAGCACUUAACUGGGCUGUAUUUGCACUACAACUCUUUGUAUGGGGAGCUACCAAGAGAAAUAGCCAACUUGACCGAGCUUACUGAUUUGUAUUUGAACGUGAACAAUCUUUAUGGGGAGAUUCCUCCUGAGAUUGGUAACAUGGCUAGUUUGCAAGUUUUGCAGCUUUGUUAUAACCGGUUUACAGGAACCAUACCCACUCAGCUGGGUUCUUUGAAGAAGCUCAGUGUUCUUGCUCUUCAGUCGAAUCAUUUGACUGGAGCAAUCCCUGCACGUUUAGGGGAUUUGGGAAUGCUGAUGAGGCUAGAUUUGAGCUUCAAUCACUUCUUUGGUUCCAUUCCCACUAAACUAGCUAAUGCUCCCCUGCUGGAAGUCCUAGACAUCCGAAACAAUACUCUUUCUGGCAAUGUACCUCCUGCUUUGAAAAGACUGAACGAGGGAUUCCAGUUUGAAAACAAUAGAGCAUUAUGUGGAGAAGGGUUUGUGGCUUUGAAAGCCUGUGACACUUCAGAUGCUCUGAAUCCUGGUAGACCCGAACCCUUUGGACCAGGUGUGACUGGCAAUCCAAUCAGAGAAAUUCCAGAAACAGCAAAUCUGCAAUUGCGUUGCAACCAAACUCAAUGCUCGAAGCCAUCAAAAUCUGGACAAGUAUCUGUUGUGGUAGGUGCAUUGGUAGUAGCAGUUGCAUUAGCAGCUGUGGGAAUUCUGACAUUCACACAGUAUCGUCGAAGAAAACAGAAGCUUGGGAUCUCAUUUGAUAUUCCUGAUAGCCGUCUUAGUACUGACCAAGCAAAGGGAGUUGACAGGAGAAAUGGCUCUCCUCUCAUCAGCAUUGAGUACUCGAGUGGAUGGGACCCCUUAGCUGAUGGUAGGAGCAUUAGUGGCUAUGGUCAGGAAGUAUUUCAGAGCUCUAGGUUUAAUUUGGAUGAGGUGGAGACGGCGACGCAAUACUUUUCAGAGAUGAAUUUGUUGGGUAAGAGUAACUAUUCUGCUACUUAUAGAGGAAUUCUAAGAGAUGGAUCCGUUGUUGCUAUUAAGAGCAUCAGUAAAAGUAGCUGCAAAUCAGAGGAAGCUGAAUUCUUGAAGGGAUUGAAUAUAUUGGCCUCAUUGAAGCAUGAGAAUUUGGUGAGGCUGAGGGGAUUCUGUUGUUCUAGGGGUCGGGCUGAGUGCUUUCUGAUUUAUGAUUUUGUCCCAAAUGGGAAUUUGCUGCGCUAUCUUGAUGUCAAUGACGGUGAUGGUCAUGUACUGGAAUGGUCUGCAAGAGUUUCUAUUGUCAGGGGUGUUGCUAAAGGAAUUGCAUACUUACAUGGCCGUAAAUUAAAUAGAUCUACUCUCUGUCACCAGAACAUUUCAGCAGAGAAGUUGCUUAUUGACCAUCGAUGCAACCCGUUACUCUCAGAUUCUGGCCUGCUCAACCUUCUUACAAAUGACAUAGUCUUCUCAGAAAUCAAAUCCAGUGCUGCAAUGGGUUAUCUAGCUCCCGAGUACACCACUACUGGCCGAUCCACAGAGAAAAGCGACAUUUAUGCAUUUGGCGUGCUCGUUUUCCAAGUCCUUUCAGGGAAGCGAAAAAUCACAAGCUUGGUGAAUCUAGGAGCUGAGGCAUGUUGCUUCCAAGAUUAUAUUGACCCAAACCUCCACGGAAAGUUCUUUGAAUAUGAAACGGCUAAGCUUGCAAGAAUUGCUUGGCUUUGCACUCAUGAGUGUCCUAUUGAAAGACCAUCCAUGGAAGCAGUUGUUCAAGAACUUGGUACCUGUAGUAGCUGCCUCUAAUUUCCACAUCUCUUCAACCAUCACCAGAGCAACUGGUGUUCUGGGGAUGAGCUGCGCAUUAGCCUAUGAAGUCAUUCUUAUUUUGUUAACCCCCAUGUCCUCUUGCUGAGGACUAUGCCUUGUGUGAAUUCUGUUUAACAAUGGUUUCUUGUGGCAUGAAGAUGGAAUACAUGUUGAAUUUUAAUUUGUAACCAUUUCAGUUUAAUGAAAAUAUUGAAUUGGAUUCCAUCCUUCAGGUCUGAGAUGACUUGUCACUUGCUUCUUCUUUUUUCACUUCUAAUAGUCUUUCUGGUUGUUUGUGCUGGUUAGCACUGAUUAUGGUUAAGAAAGG